CGAUCCCGGAUCACGCAGCGGGCCGCGAUCGCGUGCGCCGCUCCCCCUCCCCCCACUCCCCAGAGCACAUGGCGGUCUCCGGUAAUAGCGCCAUCGCCCUUGCGCGCCUGCGCUUUGCCUAUCUCGAGCGCGAGGGGUCCGUGGCCGAGCGCGUCAUCCCGGCACCCCCGCUGUCCAUCGGCGAGGCGGCUGUCCCCUUUGUCGGGUCGCCCAUCCACCUGCAGCGGUCCCCCCUGGCCGAGGCCGGCCUGCUGGCGGACGAUCCCGAUGCCUUGGGCCCUCACGAUGAGGGGGCCGUCACGCCGGACGCCGAGGCCCGACACCUGGAUGACCAUGCCACCGGCGUGCCGGCCUAUGCCCUGCAUGACAUCGCCAAGCCCGUCAACUCGCUGUCCAUCUCACACAUUGAGGCCCCUCUGCGCCUGGCCGAAGGCCGGCUCCAGGCCCGGCGCCUCGAGCAGCAUACCCUCGAGCAACAGGCCACCCGGGCCAUCCAGCAGCAUGCGGUGCACCAGCCUCUCAAUGGUGCCGGGCCGCAUGCUGUUGCCGCCCCCGGCGGGGCCGGUGCACACUUGCCCCCGGGCCCGGCCCCUCCGCAGGCCGAAUCCGGGGCCGAUGGCGAGCACCCGACCUUUCCCCCGGGGCAAAAGGCGCCCGCCGCACCUGGCGGAGCUCCCGGUCCCCGGGCCAUCGCAGCUCCUGCUGGUCGUGCUGCCCCGGUGGGACGGCCAUUCCCCAGCCCGCGCCGCACGGCCGACUCGUCGCCGGCCGACGGGCCGCUGACCUUUUCUCGACAAAGGCCCUCCUCGGUGCUCGAGUCCGCGUCAUCCAAGUCCAAACCCGGCAGCCUGCUGACCGAGCUGGUCGUACGCAACAAGGGCUACAUGAACCCCUUCUCGUCGUACUCGAGCUUCUGCGGUCGCGGCGAGCGGUCCCCGGUUGUCAUGAAGAUCUUCUUUCCCUUUGCCACCUUCCUGCCGCAGGAGGCCCCGGCUCCGGGAUCCGCCCCGGCCGCCGCAACCGGCUCCGACGCCCCGGCCGCCUCGGAUGCCCCGGUCGCCCCGGCUGCCACUCCGGCCGUUCCGGCCGCCCAAGCCACCCCGGCACUCGAGGGCAAUGAGUACACGGCGGCCGCCAUUGCCGCCGCCCGGCGACAUCGGCACACGGCCCGAUCGCGCUUUCACGCACAGCGCGCCGCCAGCAGCUCCAGUGCCACUGGCCAACGCGCGGCUCCCUCGAUGGUCCUCUCCAUCAAGAGCGGCACCACCAUCGACAAUGCCAUCGGCUAUGCCUUGUAUGAGUAUGCCGAGGCGGCCGUGGCCGGGCGCUUCACGCCGGCGCCCCUGGCCCAGGUGGGCGCCUACUCGCUGCGCAUGGUGGAUGACGACGAGCUAGGGACUGUGGAUUAUGGGACCCCCGUCUUCGGAAAGCAUCAGACCAUCGAAGCCGACACCUUUGGCCUGUGCGAGGACAAGGCCGCGCGCAAGAAGUUCGAGGAGGCUCGCAACUCCGAUCCCGAUGAUGCCGGUAAGCCGCUGCUUUUCCGCGUCCACCUCUACUCCACGCUGGACAUCAAGCAAACCUCCACGGUGAUGGCCCAGUCAAAUUGGACCUGCAAGGCGCUGCUGCGGCAGCUGUGCGAGAAGCACAAGCUCCCGAUCGCUCUGUACACCCUGCGCGCGGCCGAUGCGGUGACCGAGCUGCCGCCCGAUCAAAAGCUCAGCAUGAUCCCCGACAAUGAGCGCGAGGUCUGCCUCAUGAAGAAGGGCGGGAAUUCCGCCGGCGACAUCUAUGUCCGCCCGGCCAAUGAGAACCACCCCCACGAUGACCAGCUUGCGGCCUUGGUCUCGGCGGCCAAUGCCUCGUCCCUGCUGUCGGCCAACAUGCUGUCGGCCUACCGGACGUACGGGCUUCUCCGGGUGUCAGCCCCAUCGGCCCUGGCCAUGUUCCUGCACUCGGAGGAUGGGGCCACCACGCGAUCCAUCAACCAAGCCCUCGGGGCAUUGGCACCAAUCCCCACCAUCGGCGCAUUGGCCGCCACGCCGCUCGCCCUGCUGGUCCCCAUGCAGGUGGCCAGUUUGGUGGGCGCGCCCGGGGCCCUGACGACCCCGACGGUGGCCGGCUUCUCCUCGCCGGUCCUCUCGCCCGACAGCGUCACGGUGGUCCUGCCUCCCGGGGCCGGGGUCAAUGGAGCACCGGUCGCGGGCCCCGGGUCGGGGGGCUAUUCCGCACCCGGCGGGGCGCCUGCCGCCGGGCCCUCACUCAUGGUCACCCUGCCGACCGGCACCACGGGCCCGAGCCCGGGGAACCCCGCCGGCUCAAGCGGGUCCAAGUCCUCGGCCUUGCGCGUGGCCAACAGCGCGGCCAAGCGCAUUUUCGGCGCCCUCUCCCCGAGCAGCUCCUCCUCGCAGCAGGCCCUGCCAAACUUGUACAACUUCAUCGCCAGCCUGGCCAUCCUGGCCGAGUCUCUCUGGGCAUCCGCCGCCCCGACUGGUGACACGGGUGCGGGGCAUCCCCCACCACCGCAGCCAAUCAUCGGGGCCUGCUUCUCCGGCCCGGCCCCGAUCAGUGCUCGACAUGGGCCGCUCGGUGGCGCGGCCGGGGCCGGGGUCGGUGGAGCCGGCGCCGGCGCCGGGCUCCCCUCAAGCGCGGCCCCCUACUUCCUGGACCGCCUUCCCCAGGGGACAUACAUUGCCAGCCCGGUGAGUGGGGUCCGCUUCCCGGCAUCCAUUUGCAAUGAUCGGGGCAACCCCAUGGUCGGGGACCGGUCUCCGGCCGAGCGGUGGACCCUGACCAUCGAUGGAUUGCGCUUCAUCCUCAGCCCGGAGGACCCGCACAGCCCGAAGGUUGCCCUGUCGCCCGAGCAUCUGAUCGCCUGCUUCCUCCUUCGGCCGGGGCACAUCUGCAUGAUUGUCCGCCAGUCGCCGCCCCUGCGCGCGGCUGACCAGGGGCCCCUGGAGUCGCUUCCGACACCCGCCCACCACCCAAGUGGCCGCGGCUCGGUCAGCCUCCCGGCCAGCGCGGCCCUCACGUCGGAACCCUCGCUGCUGGACUACUCGCAUGUCCUGUCACCACAGGCGUCCCCCUUCGAGCAUCUGCCGCUGUCACUGCAGCGCCAGCUUCUCCUGCCGCAUCACCACCACUCGCUGCACCUGCCCUACCACACGGUUCUCCCCUCGGCCGACAGUCUCCUGCCCCUCCGGCUGUAUGAGUCGUCGCUCCUGCUGAGCGAUGAAUCCCCCCCGGCCGGGCUUUCGGUGGACAUUUACACCGGCCUCCUCGAUGCGUCCAUCGGCCUGGAGCUGACCUCCUCGGUCCGGCUAUCCAGCCGAUCGGCAACCCUGUCGGCCUACCUGUCCCAAUUCUACCUGGAGCGCUUCCUCUCGCGGCGGACUCUGGCCAUGUCGAUGUCGGGCCCGGCCCUGCCCUAUGUCCGACCCGGGGCCGCGACCUCCACCACCACCACCGCCACCGGGCAGCCCGCCUCGGCUGAUGGGGAUUCGCAGUUGGCCAACUCCCGGUCCUCCUCCUCCUCAACCUCCCUGUCCUCGACCUCCUCCUCCUCCGUGUCGUCGCUCCUGUCGACACAGGACUCGCCAGGGCAGCCGCCCUCCGCCAGCCGGCCUGGAGCAUCACCGGCUUCGGGCGCCGGCCAGAUCGCCGCGCCCGGUGCUUCGUCCUCCUCCUCCACCUCCACCUCCUCCUCCUCCUCCGCGACGCAGCCUCCCCCGGUGGCCUCGCUCGGGCCCGGGCCCGCGUCCGGAUACUUCCUUUCUUCACAGCCACCCGCCCAUGCGGCCGACGCCGAUUCGCUGGCCGUUUGUGGGAGCGAGCUUUACCGCCAUCGGAGCUUCGAUCUACCUUUCUACUUUUAUGGGAAUCUCCCCAGCCUGCAGCAGGAGGGCGGCCUGCAUCCCAUCUUCGGGGGCAUUCCGCGCAAGUGCCUGCUCGGGUAUGGGUCCCGGUGGGGCGGGGAAGAGAGCUUCCCACAGGCAACGGCCCUGCUUGGCCCGGUGGCCGUGCCGGUGGUCUCGCCCGGGCCCCAGGCCGCUGCCCCGGCCAGUGGACUGUUCAGCGUCUUUAGCAGUAGCUCGCGCUCGGUCAGCGGGUCGCCGGGCAUCGGCCCGGCAGCCGGGCUGGCCUUUGCGGCUGGGCUUUCCAGCAGCGUGGGCGCCCCGCCGGCGCCCGGAGCCAUGGCCGAGCCGAGCCUGGCCGGGGGCAACCCCCUGCCGGCGGCCGGCCCCGGGGCGGAUGCCCACCUCUCGCACCACCACGGCGUGCAUUCACGCUACCCCGGCGGCGCGUCUUCCCUGUCGCCCGAUGACCAGGUGGUCUUCCUCCAGACGGACCCGGCCGAGGCGGAUUACAUCGUCCGCCACCUGCGCUUCAUCGUGGACUCGUACUUCCGUUCGGCCGUCUAGAGGGGCAGCGGGGCCGGGAGGGGAAGGCGGAGGGAGAAAAUGCGUUCACGCGCCCCCAUCUACACUUAGACGCUCGCCCGCUCUCGACCUUCACCAGCCGCCACACAUGCGCAUGUCCAGACACGCACGUCUCCCUCCAUCCCCCUACCCCCCCCCCCCUCUCUGCACCGGGAGAAUACACCCUUGCCCUUG
Messenger RNA from Fonticula alba, 4613 nucleotides. RefSeq lists its product as hypothetical. The transcript has 7 exons. Bases 69 to 4421 code for a protein of 1450 amino acids. The record is from RefSeq and is a predicted model, not a curated record. Gene Ontology annotation, biological process: TORC2 signaling. NCBI's taxonomy places the organism in Eukaryota, Rotosphaerida, Fonticulaceae. Gene Ontology annotation, molecular function: phosphatidylinositol-4,5-bisphosphate binding. Gene Ontology annotation, cellular component: plasma membrane; cytoplasm; TORC2 complex.